AUGAGCUGGCAGUCUAACGCUCAAGGCAAAAGAGCGAGUCUUAUCGAGCUGAUCCCGCCAAAAUGGCGAAUUCCAACUUCCGAUAUCCCAUCCGUCACCAGACUUCGCGACUUUGGUGAAUACAUAUGUCGGUUUCUUGAUCGGCGGGAGCUGGAAAUCACCAAUGCACCCAGCAGUAGGAUUUUGGCCAACAUCCGAUCUGGAGAAUGGACAUCCGUGGAUGUCACCAGAGCUUUCUGUCAUCGCGCAUCAGUCGCGCACCAGCUGACCAAUUGCUUAUCGGAAAUCUGCUUUGUGGCCGCAGAGCAACGGGCCAAAGCGCUGGAUGAGUCUUUUCUUCGGACUGGCCAGACGGUAGGACCACUACAUGGACUUCCGGUCAGUCUGAAAGACAGGUUCAAUAUCGAGGGACUCGAGUCUGCUUGCGGCUAUGUGAGCUGGCUUGGGAAAGAAAAAAGUGAAAAUAACGAGGGCAUAUUAGUCAAGCGGUUACGUCGCAUGGGCGCUGUCUUUUUCGUUAAAACCAACGUACCGAUGAGUAUGCUGAUGGGAGAGACUAAUAACAAUAUCAUCGGGUCCACGAUAAAUCCAUAUAAUCGCAACCUCUCUGCCGGAGGAGCUUCGGGAGGCGAGGGCGCACUGCUGGCUUUGAAAGGCUCUCCAUUGGGUUGGGGAUCUGACAUUGCUGGAUCGAUUCGCAUACCGUGCGCUUUCAACAACCUCUUUGGGCUGCGUCCGUCAUUCGGGCGUCUGCCUGCUAGUGGAAUGGCCACAAGCUUGCCAGGUUUGCCAGUCAAUGGAAGCGUAGUUGGUCCUAUGGCAGGUGAUUUACCGACAAUAGAAAUGGCUAUGAAGGUAGUGCUCGAUACUUUCCCUUGGCAAGAUGAUUGUGAUGUUUUAGAGAUGCCUUGGAGAGAAGAGAAGCUUCAAAACAUUCGGAGUAGGACGGCUCGACACCGCGAGAGAGAUGGAAAGCUUGUCUUUGCCGUCAUGAGUUGUGAUGGAAACGUACAAGUACAUCCGCCGGUGCAGCGAGCUAUGGCGCUCGUCACGAAAGCUCUUUUGCAACGAGGCUAUGAGGUUAUCGAAUGGCAGCCGCCACCGCAUCAUGACGCAGUUCAGACUCUAUUCCAAAUACUCGGAAGUACAGCAGGGAAGGAGGUUCGCAACGCUAUAGACGCAAGCGGGGAACCUCCUGUCCAUCAAUUACAGACCUGGUACGACAACGAUAACGUGGAACCUUCGUCCAGUGCAGAAUUUUGGGAUCUUUGUAAUCAACGAGACCAGUAUCGCUCGGAAUACAACCAAUAUUGGACAUCAACGCGAGAAAAAAACGUUGCCAAAAGACAAGUGGACGGUGUCAUCAUGCCUGUGGCUCCAACGGCGGCGGUAGAAGAAGGGUGCUUUAAUUACUACGCCUACUCCGGCAUUGUCAACCUCCUCGAUUACACUUCCGGCAGCUUUCCCGUCACCUUUGCCGAUCGUUCUAUUGAUGUCGAGACACCUGACCACGUUCCCUUGAAUCCGACCGACCGUGCAAUAUGGCGCACAUAUCAGAAAGACUUGUUUGACGGAGCCCCUGUUGGUCUACAGGUCAUGGGCAAACGCUUCGAGGAAGAAAAGGUCUUGGGCCUGAUGGAGGCGCUGACUGCCGCGUUGCAGGAUUUCUCGGUUGGUCAGAUAGGCGAGCCAAGCAGCCCCUUUUGA
Messenger RNA from Letharia columbiana, 1707 nucleotides. RefSeq lists its product as uncharacterized. The coding region runs from base 1 to 1707 and encodes 568 amino acids. NCBI's taxonomy places the organism in Eukaryota, Fungi, Ascomycota, Lecanoromycetes, Lecanorales, Parmeliaceae. The record is from RefSeq and is a predicted model, not a curated record. The transcript is spliced from 10 exons.